ACUCAGUUCAUCUUCAGACGUCGCCUGGCUCGCUGGCUCUUGGUUCUUGGUAGGAGUUCCAUUUCCAGACCCUAUUUAUUGUGCGUGACAAAAAAAAAGAAAGAAAAACAACGGAACCUGAAACAAUCGUAAAUUGAAAGCUCAGCAGGAUUGGUUUUAUAGUGCUUUUAGUGUGUGUGAUUUUGCCGCGUGAUAACCCAGAGUGCCACUCAUUCCCGUUCUCGUUUGCAGUUCAAGGAUAUAUUGUCAAGGCGAGGAUUGGUCAACGCCACGAACACCAAGCAUUUAUUGAAAAAUCUGAAACUAUUCACCAGAACCUCGCGUUAAAAUGCGCUUUCUUGUUCUCUCAACACUGCUUCUGGCCUCUUUGGCACUUGGCCAGGCUCAACAGCACGGUGGACUGGCCGUCGAAAUUCAGAAGCAGCGGCUGGUCAAAUUUCCCGAGGACUUUGAGCCCAAUGCGGCCACUCCGUCCUCGGAAAAGGCGGACGAGGCCAAGCGCAUCCUCGAGCAGAUAGCCAAGGUUAACGAGGCCUUUGGCUACGUGAAGAAGCAGCCGGAGCAGCCCAAGCUGCCACCGAUCCUUGAUUCCAGUCAAUACCUGUUCCCCAAGCCCGCCCAUCAGCCAUUUCACGCCCAUCAGCACCACUUCUCGGGAAGUAAUGGUCAGACCUUGUUAGAACCCUCAAUUAGGGCGGUGAAACUCACAAGAAAUGUGGCGGGCAGUUACAAUGUGCCUCCCAGGUUGCGCCAGGCAAUUGAGAGCACCUCCAAGGAGGAGAAGAAAGCGCAACUCUACUUCCGACCCAAACAGGUGGAGGUACCGAAGCCGAGUUCCGAACAAGAAGCACAGCAGCUGCCCGCCCACUUUGUGGUGCCCGUGCACCUGUACAAACUCAAUAAGGAGGAGUAUCUCAAGGAGCACGCCUCGCAGGAAUACAAGAUAAAGGGAUACAAAAUCAUUGGCGAUGUGGACAGCUUCUAUGGCAAGGCGAAGGCUGGAAGAAAACAGGGCAAGACGACGCCCAAGUAUCACCUGUUCUUCCUGCCCCGAGAACUGGCUCUCAAUGAAGAUGGCACCCCAAAAAGGGGUAAUUCCACCACCAUUGGUACGACCACCACAAAGGCUCCAGUGCCUGUGAACUUCAAGGAAUAUCGUUUGGACUCCCGCGAGAAGCCCGUGCAUAAGCCACAGAAGAUUCAGCCCACUUCGUCACCGGAAUUAAAUUCUUUGAACAGAAAGAAGGUUGGUUCCACAGCGAAACCCGUUCGCUUGAGUGGAAAGGAUGCUGAACAGCAAAUCUACCAGGGAUCCACAUCCCUUAAUAUCAAGGCUACAUCUGCGCCUGUCCUGUUGAGUUCUACUUUACCACCAUCUGGUGGCUUGCUGCCCAAUCGGAAUCGCUUAAGUCCAUUCCGCAUGCCCGGAAUGAAUAUAGCUGAGAUGCAGAAUCAGACCUCGACUGCCAUCAAGAAUGCCUUUCAAAACAUUUUCAAGCUCCCCUUCCGACCUCCAAUGGCGGCCACAGCUGGAGAAGGUCCUGUGGUUGUUGGCAAUGUUCCUGUGAAGAAUCACUCAAUCGAUUCGAUGGAUUAUAAAUGGGAGGAUGAAAACGAGGGCGCCGGCGAUGGGAUGGCCGAUGAUGUGGAUACCAUUGAGAACACAGCCGCGGAACUGGACAACAGUGCCUCCUCAGAGAAGCACUUGUUUGCUCACAAGGGCCAUCACCUGAUGCACACUGUGAGCCAGGUGGCCACCGCUCAGGAAAGCACCCAAAAGCAGGCAUUGCGCGAAGGAGGAAUCAUCAUUCAGCGGCUAAAGGUUCGCAGGGGCGGCAUCGCUAUCGCAGGACCCGGGGGCGUGGCCACGGCGGGCAGCGGAGGAACGGCGAUUGUUGGUCCCGGUGGCUAUGCUCUCACCCAUCCACGGAGUCUCACCAUCGCCGGUCCCGGGGCCAAGGUGAUCUCCAUACCGGCAGAUGUGGACCUUAAAGAUGCCCUGGCACGCACCGAUCUGGAGACGAGAAGUUUUCCGCGAGAGGGAAAGAUAGUGGCUACAGGACCAACGGUCUACUAUGCUCCACCCACGGGCACAACAACCAUGGAGGCGGAUCAGGGGGCGGGGCUGGAGACGGGCCAGUUCGAGUCCUAAUCCAGUUCGAGGCUUAAACCUAAUAGCUAUUAUUUAGCACAUUUAGUUAGGAUCCAUAGUUGGUAUUGUCUAGUGUUCUAAUAAAUAUUUGUAUUUCGU
Molecule: messenger RNA, 2251 nt
Organism: Drosophila melanogaster (fruit fly)
Lineage: Eukaryota; Metazoa; Arthropoda; Insecta; Diptera; Drosophilidae
Exons: 3
Coding region: 329-2152 (607 amino acids)
Source: RefSeq, marked reviewed